Lymnaea stagnalis (great pond snail) is the source of this 8531-nucleotide messenger RNA. NCBI's taxonomy places the organism in Eukaryota, Metazoa, Mollusca, Gastropoda, Lymnaeidae. The record is from the annotation of a GenBank genome assembly.
GACAUGGAAUUCCCGUUUUUAUGUGUAGCUUUGUAUACGUCCGCUUUGAGGUAUAUUUGUCAACCAUCUGUUGUUUUUUUAAAUUUCUUUAAAGUGUUAACACAUUUAAAUGAUAUAUAACAAUAGUUUUUUUUAUAAUUAAUUCCCAAAUUUCAACAUAAAUCAUGACAUUUUUACUUUACAUAGGCAUAAUUCUAAAUCAAUCGCUCAUUUUGAAAACGCACAAUUCAUGGACAAUGUGUGUUAGGUUAACUAGACUUUGAAACAUCUAUUGAUUGUAUGUAUAGAUACUUACAUUUGAUCAUUCUUUUAUGAUACAUGUAACAUAUGCAUAAUUCUAAGUUUAGUUUAGUAAUAAGAUCAUGGAACAGUAGAUUAUUUAUAAACCCUUAUCAAAAUUAACAACAAAUAAUUAUUUUAUUAGUAAUUAAUUUUUAAAAAAAUUAAAUUAAAAAUGUUUGUUUGUUUGUGUUAUUAUCUCGUCUAAGUUUGAUCAUUUGUUUGUGUGUAAGAAUGUAAAAAGUUUUAUGUUAGUUUUUAGCUCUAUGCGGAAAUGUGCACCCUAAAGAAAUACUGAACUUGUCUUGUGUUUAAAUUGUUAUUAAAGUAAAAUAUUUUCUUGGUUAAAAUAUGUUUUUAUUUAUGUGCAGAAAAUAUAUGUACAACGUAAUAAAAAUCUUUUAAUUUACUUUGAUCACUCAAAUAAAUUUCUAGCACUUAAUCGUUGAUUUCAUGUGCUUGUCUAAAAGUUUAAUUGUAUGGGCAUAUUAGUAUUUCUUGUGUAAGAAAUACAAAUUUUUUUUUUUUAAUUGUAAUUGUAGAUAUCCAAAAAUGGCAAGCAAAUUAAUGCAAAGUGAGCGAUUUGUAAAAAUGAUCAAUCAACACCUUGAAAUACUCAACGAUGAGAGGAGUACCGUGAUAGACUCUGUCGACCAUCGGAUCAAUCAGGUUCUUAUCUAUAGCAAACAUAUUUUUAAACAAUUAUUUAAAACUAUUGUACAAAGUUUUUGUCUUUCAUUAAAAAAUAAGUCUUAUAUAAGUUCUUUAAAGUAAAAAGGUUACAUAAAGCCAUCUUUAACAUGUUUAUUUAAGGGUUAUCUUGAAUCUAAUGUGUAGGUCCAAAGUGAAGUCAAUGCUUGGAUUAAUGGCGGAAAUAUCAAUCAAACAACUUUUAUCGCGAUGAAUAACAGAAUUCAGGAAAAUCUAAGUCUUUUCCUUGAAAUGUCUGCUGGACUCUCGGGUAAUGUAUAUUACAAUAUAUUUCUAAAUGUUUGUUAUAGAUUUUAAAUAUCAUUUAACUAUAUUAAAAAAGACAAAUUCUUUAUUUGACUGUGGGAAUCCUAAUCUCGUGAGUCCUCUUGGUGCUGGAAGACUAGCACCCUCAAAUAAAACUUGUGCGCUUGUGUCCCAGUGUUAGUUGUAAUGGUUUUGCUAAUCUUUGAUGAGAUGAGUGUGCAUUAUUUGUUAGUGUGCACCAUAAUGGAGUGUGAACCAGAUAUCAGUUUGCAGCAGAUUUGAGUGCGCAGAAAAUGUUAGUGUGCACCAGACGUGAGAGUGCACCAGACAUGGUUGUGUACCAGUGUAAGUGUGCAGUAGAAGUAAAAGUGCACCAUAAUUGAAUGUGCAUCUGUAUCAUUCUGUUAAUGCAAUUCUCUAUUGGCAUUUUCUAUGACUUUGAUAACGGCGUGCAGUCUUUGAGAUGGAAACAACUUAUUCAUUUCAAAAAAUAUCUUAAAUGUUAAGAGUUUAUAUUAUGGUAAAAUAAACAGCCUCCUGUAUACACACAAAUCAUAGUUUCGGAGAUUUAUUCAAUAUUAAAUAAUCAGUAGGGUUGACAAAUACAUUGCAGAAACAUGUCGGUGAGUACAGAAGUGUUGUGUUAUGCAAUUUGUUUGUCUCAAUUCCUUAGAUACUUCCUCUAGUAUUAGGUUGGACUACAUGCGCAAGAUUGGGGCUUAAGCUCAAUAGGUUAACAUUAAGAUAUCUAAUUUCCAUCUCUUUAUACGAUGGUAGAAAAUAUAGGAAACAAAAUAGAAGCUUAAAAAUAUUUAAGAAAUGAAGUUGACAAUAACUUGAAAUGCUAGCUAAACAUAUGGAAUGAAAUUUAAGGAAGAACAAUUUCCAAAAAAAUUACUUAAAAUUUCCUGCAUGAAAUAAUGUAUUUAAAAAAAAAUCAGAUUGUUUAAUUCCUCAUUCAUUCAAACAAAACGGGAAUACCAUUAACUACAUAAAUGUGUAUUUAUCUAAACCAAUAAUUAUAUUUUAUUUUUUAACUUCACAUCUCAAGGCAAACAGAUUGAUGAACAUGAAACUGAUUUAAACAAAGAAAAAACAACCAACAAUUUGACAAGUCCUGAAGCUGGUUUAAAAAUCGAUGACACCAAAACAGGACAUUUAUUUGAAAGUUUUGAAAAUGUGCACAAUCUUGGUAAAUACAUUUUUCCUAAACGGUAUGAGUUUUAUGAUAUAUAUCUAAUUUUUAUAUAUUUUAAUGUAAUAAUUGUUAAAUAAACAUAUGAAAUAAGUAUUUUUUUUUAGAAAACCAUGCAAAAUCAUUCAAUCCAAUUUGUGUUAGAGACAAUGCACGCUACAAUAUAACAAAAUGACGAGUUCAAUGUUAGUGUUGUGGAUCAAAUAAUUUGAAUAUCAUAGUCUAAUAUACAACAAACGAUAAGAAUAAAGCUUUUGAUGAGAGUGACAACUAUACUUCAUCAAUUUUUUUCUCUGGUUGCAACGAAAUCAAGUACUAAAGACAGAUCUCAUAAUACUUUUUAAAAAUGCUCUAUCUUCUUACAGGUGUAUCUGUAGGAUCCGACGCUUCUCAUAACAUGACGAUGAGAUUUGCCGUUCUAGAGGAAGCUGUAUACUCACUCAAAAAGACAACAACAAAAGUUCAAGACAAAUUAGGAAAUGUCGAAAAGAUGUUAAAAGAUCUCUCGACUCAACAAGUAAAUGAUCAUAAAAAAGUGGAAGUUUUAACAAACGCAACAUUGAAGUCUGAGAAAAAGCUAAAGAAUAAAAUUACGGAUCUAGAGAAAAGAUACCAAGACAUUAAAACAAAUUUUGAUAAUAUGUCUGAAACUGUAACAAAUGUUGAUGACAAAUUAAACAGGUUAGAAGAUGAACAUAAGUCUGUGAAUAUCUCAAUGAAUGAACUCAAUGAACAGAUCAGCUCUGUUAGAACGUGUAGCAAUGACGUCCUUAUGUCUAUACAAGAUUUGUCAAAGAGCGUCGAGAGUACAAAUCAACAUUAUAAUGAAAUGUCUGAUAAAAUGAAUCAACUGGAAAUCUCCAUGAAUCUCAUGUCAUCUCAGUUCACGGAGCAGUUUGAAAAUAUGAACAGUCUUAAUAAAGAUAAAACAGACGAUUUGGUAAGCUUUGUAACACAUGUUUUUAAUUUGUUUUACAAAAUAUAAUUUAUGGAAUACUUCCAUAUUUUUUUAUUUUUAUUUUCAAUUGCAAAAUGUCUAUUUUAUUUAACUUAAAAUUAAGGUGUUUUUUUUUAAAUGGUAUAUGAAAUGUGUUCAUUAUGAUAAAUAUAAUGAACUUAAUAAUGUCAAAUGUUAAGAUUUUAAUAAAUUUGGAUGAUAAAAGUUUAAAAUUAAAAUCCCGUGUUAAAAUCAAGUUCAUUUUUAAUUAUAUAUCUAAAGUAACAACUUAUACUAAUUAAUUAAUAAUGGUGUUUUGGCCGACAUCAGAUUUGUAAUGGAGUGUGAGAAUACGCUAGCACUGAGCUACAUGUGUUUAGUUGCGUCAUUUCCUUAACUUACAACUCGCCUUCCGAAAUGAACUACUUAAAUUCAAGUCCGCUUUUAACAAAAGGCCAUUGCUUCUAUCGGGCUGCAGGUGGGUGAGUAGCUGAGUUCAUCUGAACCAUCAGCAAAACUAACAGUGUCUUAUGCUAUAAAAGUGUCUUAUGUAAUGACAUUGUCUUAUGCAAUAACAGUUUCUUAAGCAAAACAGUGCCUAAUGCAAUAACAGUGUCUGAUGCAAUAACAAUGUCUUAUGCAAUAACAAAUGUCUUAUGCAAUAACAAUAUCUUAUUCAAUAACAGUAUCUAAAUGGUAUGUUUAAAAUAAAUAUGGUUUAUUUUAAAUACUACUAAUACAAAAGUUUCCACCAAAUUAUCCUUUUUUUUUUUUUCACCGGUCCGUUUUUAAAAAAAAAAUUAUUGUUCCGAAAUUAAUCCAUUCUGCUACUGUCAAAAUAAAACCCCAUGCCUUCUGAUUAUAACUGGUCAAGUAUUGUAAAAUUUAUGAAUUAUAUUUUUUAUCUUUGAUUUCAAGAAUGAAGAAUUCCUAUCUAAUUUUAUACAUAAAAAUAAUUAUUAAUAAAUAUAAUUAAACAAAAUAAAACGUACUUAAAUACAACAUAUGAUCUGUGUUUUAUUUACGAUUUUGUUUUCUCUUUUCUGGAACAAAAUGUGCAGAAACUCGAACUAGUUAGUGUAAUGUAUAUUUACAUAAGGUCUCUGAACGACUGAAAUGAACUUUGAGAUGCAUCUAUAAUUAUAUUUGCUUGUUACACAGAUUGGUUUGGUUUGUCAACUGUUAUCAAAAAGACUGACUCCCUUGGAAAAAUUAAAUGAGACACUAAACAAGAAAGUCAACUCAGGCGAUAAACAACUUUCAGAGGUAUUGUGUUUUAUUCAAAUGUUAGUAGAAAUAUGAAAACAUUAUUUUAUAAAUAUAAAACGGUCUAUAUUGUUAAAAACAAUGCAGAGUUGUGUUUUUUUUUAUUUAAAGUUUAAUAAUAUAUUUCUACUUUUUUCAUUUACAGAAAGUUUCCAGUGAUAAUCUUGUUCCUGAAAAGUCUCACACAAUUACUGAAAUCGGUAAGAUAUUAGCUAAAGUUAAUCUUAAUAAACGAUUUCGGUUUACGACUUCCAAUUAUCAUCUGAUUUAUUUUUAAUCACUUAGCUGUAAAUAUCAACAUAUUAUAUUAACAUGUAAACUGUGGUAUUUCGCUAUCUCCCUUGUUCGCUGUUGUGGGAAAGUAAGUGUGCGGGAGCGGGAGUGAGUUUUUGUGUAUUCGUGGAGUUUUUUGUUUGUUUUGGGUAUCUUUAAAACUCAGUAGUUUAUUUAUGUCACUGUAUGAUUUUAGCAAUUAUAUUUGGUUAUCAGCAUUUAUUUGAACAUAACAAUUCUAGAUUACAUCAGACCAAUGGCUAAAAGAACAUUUCUUAAAUAUAAUACGUUAGACUUAUUUAUGUAUGAAAUAAAAUUUUGCUUCAAUAGUUGCAUUGCAAUUUACAAGUAUUAAGAAAAUAACUGUUUUUUUUAAAUAAAGUUCUUGAAAAAUCUUUUAAAAACUAUAUCCUAUUAAUUUUGUCUAAAAUCAAAUCAAUAGAAAGUACACAUAAAAUUUGGUCUACAUUUGUCCAGUUCAAGAAUUAGAGUCGAGGAUUUACGGGAUAAUAUGAUCGAAAAGAUGUGUUUAAAAAGAGGACUCUGUAUAGUGAUUUGAUGAGAGAUUAUAUGAGCUGGGAACGAUUGUGUAAGUGUACAUGUAAGAUGAGAGCCGUCAAGCUGAUAGUGUAAGGUUAAUACAACAACAAGAGACAGUGUAAUUUGGAGACAAAUGCAAGUAAUAGUGUAAUGGCGAGAUAAAAAAAAAUAAGUUGUGGAAUGGGCAGACAACGAAAAUUGGUAGCAGACUGUGGAAAAAAGACAAGGCAUAGUGUGAUAGGAAAACGAAGUCUAGUGAGAGUGUAAUGAUGAGAUAAAGAAAAGGGAUAGUUUAAUGGCAAGACGAAGACAAGUGAUUGUGUAAUGUGGAAACAAAAGUAUGGGAUAGUGAAAUGAGGAGAGAUAUACAACGGAUUGCCUUUGAGGAGAGGAUGACAAUGGAUAUUAUAGAAAAAAGAAAGUUUCAUACGGAGACCAAUGCAAGCGAUUGGUGUCAUAACGGUUUGUUUUAAAAUCAGCCUAAUUUUUAUUUUUUUUAAACUAAAGACACCCUUAUUUCUUCCAUUUCUGUAUAAAAAAAAACUUCAAUUAAAAAAACAUCCACGAAAAUGUAUAAUUCUCAUAUUUAAUCUUAUCUGUAGAAAUAUGUUAAAACUGAUUUUUUUUUUAAAUUGAGCAUAAAUACUGUAUAAAUGUGCACUAUGUGUUUACUCUUACAACCUAGAUACCCCGCUGCGUAAAUUAAUAUUAAAGAUGUUCUUAAAAUUCAUAUUUUCUUCCUUUUAUUACAGAACGUAAGUGCAAUCUCCCCAAGGUCGGAUUCGUAGCCUGUAAAGUACUAUAUAAAAAUGUGAAAAAUUGCGAUUUGACGUCGUAUAAUUCUGUUGAUUGUAACCACGGAGGACACUUUGAAAAAUCGACUGGUAUAUUCACUGCUCCUCUCAAUGGCUUGUACUUAAUAUCCAUUAUGACAACAAAUCAGUCUAGUAGUGAAAAAAAUGUAAUUAAUUGUUGCAAGAUUUACAGAGAUACAGUAACUGAAACUAUACUCUUUUCUAUGGCUUCAAAGAACCAAACAGAAACAUGGUGUGCUGAAAUAGCGGCAGGGGAAAAACUAUAUUUGGAAUGGAAGCAAUUUGAUGAGCAUGAUACGAACAGGAUGAAUGUAAGGUUUUCAUGUUACCUGAUACAAACGUGGACAUAAUUUUGCUACCUGGUGUAAUAUAAUACAUAAUAUUAGACCAACAUCCACUACACUUUGAAAAGUAUUUGAUAGUUUCAUGGUCAAUCCAAGUUACAAUCUCAAGCAAUACAUUUGUUAAACAGUUGCUUCAUAUUCCAUUCUUGUCCAACAUCCGAGAUUUCAACAAAAAAAAAUUGUCUUUGUCCACGUUAUGUAUUGAAGUAUAACCAAUAUGUUAGAAUUGAACAGGAAUAUUACUGAAACAUUUGACCUGAUAUUGAAAGCCGACGUGUUUAACUGGGCUAACAUUUGAGACGAGGUCGGACAUCUGCAGCUUGGGAAACAGUUGAGACUUCAUAUAGUAAUACUUACUUUAAAGCUUCUCCAGAGGAUAUUUUAGAGUAAAUAAACAAUGGUUUCCUAGCGUUAGACAAACGCCGUCUGACAUAUGAAUGAAAUUAUCUCUUUACCACAACGGCAUUAAAGUAUGAUAUUUUUAUUUCUAUAUCACCCUCACCGCAUACCAGACCAUAUGAAGUGUUUAUUUUUAUAUCACCCUCACCGAAUACCAGACCAUAUGAAGUGUUUAUUUCUAUAUCACCCUCACCGCAUACCAGACCAUAUGAAGUGUUUAUUUUUAUAUUACCAUCACCACAUAACAGACCAUAUGAAGUGUUUAUUUUUAUAUUACCAUCACCACAUAACAGACCAUAUGAAGUGUUUAUUUUUAUAUUACCAUCACCACAUAACAGACCAUAUGAAGUGUUUAUUUUUAUAUUACCAUUACCACUUAACAGAUCAUAUACAAAUGUUUAUAUCUAUAUCAUCAUUUCCACAUCUUAAAUAAAAAUAUAUUUAUAUUAGGGGCUGGCCUUUUUUAUGCUUGAAAUGUAUUACACGUGGUAAUGUAAGGUCCAGAGAAAACAUUAAAUUUGAACUGAAUGAAAAAUAAUUACGGACGCUAAGGGAUAACAGCUGGCAAUUUGCAAAUUAAAUUAUAACUGUAUCAUUAAUUGAGCUAUUUUGGCCGAAUAUUUUAAGAUACAUGAGCUAUUUGUUACACUUUUAAUACAGUGUAAGCUUGAAUUUGAAUACCCAUUAUUAAAACGAUAAACACAAUGGUGUGUUUUGGACUGUUUGUUAUCUUACGUCUGGUCUAUUUCCUGGGUUAAUGAAACUGUCUUUUUUAUUAAUUAAAAAGACAAAAUCUCUGGCAAUUGUAAGCCCAUAUUAAUAUGUCAACGUUACAUUUUUACUUAACUUUUUAAAAUCAUAACUUGGCCAUUUAAUGUGAAUUGUUUUUUUAUCACGUAAGAUGUCCCAUUAAAAUUGGAAAUGUUUCUCACGAGACAAAUUUUAAUAUUUUCUUUGAUAAUUUUCUAAUAUGUUUAAAAUGGUUCUACUUUUAAGUAAAAUGUGUGCACCUAAUUGUUUUGGCUCAAAUGCAAGACUGAAAAUUUAUAUACGUUUUUUUUAAAAAAUUUUAGGGUUAAGAAUUUUAACUUUAAUAUACUUGAUAUGGCACCUAUUAAAUAUAUAAAUUACUGACCUGACUCUGACCUCGGCACUCAUUCAAUUUCCACUUUUUAAACGUUACUUUAAAUUUAUACUAUUGAUAAAGAUCAUUUUUUUAUUGAAAUUAUAUUUUUAAAAUGUUUUGGCCUCCGAUGGAUGUAAUUUUCAAUUGCUCUUUACUAUCCGUGAAAUCGCAUAGGUUAUGUAAUGUUUUUUUUUAUCAAACCAAGGUUCGCCCACAGUAAAUAACAUUACUAUUUUAACUAUUAACACUGGAAACCUGUAACAAUUUAGGACUUUCUCUGUUACCAAGUAUAUUUACCAAAAAUAAUUACAAAAGUGUCCACUUUAAGAGAUACCUUAAAAAUAAUAUGGACCUGCCUUUUUUAUUUGCAUCAAAAUGUAUGUACAUUUUUAAAAAAUAA